CUGUUAUUUCAGGCGUGAGCCAGUAAGAGCCGAACCUCUGUCUAGGAACCACACCCUUCGGAACUUUGUAAGCAUGCGUACCCUACACGGAAGCGCGCACGGCGCUAGGUGCACUGUUCCGCAAACAACAACUGCAGCGCCCCAGUUGUCAAUUCGCCGCUUGCGUGGUGCAGUUCGCGCUGCCGCCUCCGCCACCGCGCCAGCACCGUCAGCGUCGGGCUCCCCCUUGGCAAACAAUGGCGCAGCCGUGGAUUGGCACCUUCAAACGCUAAAGCACGUAGUGGAUUCUGGCCAGUUUAACCGCGCGGCGGUUGACGUGGUCUUCAAUGAGGCUUUGAAAAUGGAGAAGGUCCGCCCUGGCACACCCGAAUCCAAGGUGCUCGACGGUUUCAUCAUGUCGACGCUUUUCUAUGAGCCUUCAACGCGCACACGGCUGUCUUUUGAGUCCGCUAUGAGCCGUCUCGGUGGCACCGUGCUGUCCACCGAGUCUGCUGGCGAGUACUCAUCCGCUGCCAAGGGCGAGACGCUUGAAGACACUGUUCGCACGGUCGAGGGCUACGCGGACUGCAUUGUCAUCCGCCACUUCCAGGAGGGAGCGGCCAAGCGGGCGGCCGCGGUGGCCUCCGUGCCCAUCCUCAACGCGGGAGACGGACCCGGGCAGCACCCCACGCAGGCCCUGCUGGACCUGUACACCAUCCAGCGCGAGAUCGGGCGGCUGAGCGACAUCAAGGUGGGCAUGAUCGGCGACCUGGCCAACGGCCGCACCGUGCGCUCGCUGGCCAUGUGCCUCUCCAUGUACGACAACGUGCAGCUGUACUUUGUGGCGCCGGAGGUGGUGCGCAUGCGGGACGACAUCAAGUCCUACCUUACUGCCCGGGGUGUCAAGUGGACGGAGGUGUCGGACCUGCGGGAGGUGGCGGCGGACGUGGAUGUGCUGUACCAGACCCGCAUCCAGAAGGAGCGCUUCCAAGACAUGACCUCCUACGCGGCCGCCAAGGGCAAGUACAUCAUCGACCGGGAGGUGAUGCGGGCGCUGCAGCCGCAUGCGGUGGUCAUGCACCCGCUGCCCCGAGUGGACGAGAUCACCACCGAUGUGGACAGCGACCCUCGCGCCGCCUACUUCCGCCAGGCGCGCAACGGCCUCUACGUGCGCAUGGCGCUGCUGAAGCUCUGCCUGGCGGACGGGCGCAGCGACAUCCGGCUAUGAGGGGGCGGGGUGGGGCAGAUCAGCAGCCUGGGGGGGGGGCAGGGUGGGGCAGGGCAGCAGCCUUCGAAGGGGCUGGGCAGCGCAGGGCAGGAAGCUGUGAAGGGGCAGGGCAGCAGCCGCGGAGGAACCUGUGAGGCGUCAUCGCAUCCCCUGUACGGACGGGCGGCAGCAGCAGUGACGGUAGGAGUACCGUCCUCUUCUGGGUUGACCCAUCCCUGUUGUGUUGGGCUGUGUUGAGUUCAUGGGGCACAGCAGACGGAAGGACAGCAGCAGCGACGGCAGUAGUAAAGCGGUGUCUGAAGCAUGGACAUGCAUGACGACAGGAAGCCGGUGGACUCGCAGAAUGUGCAGCACAGCGACGUAUGCAGCUGCGUCCCCUGCGGAUUGCGGAGCUGCGAUGAUGGAAUUUGAGGAAAUUGAGGAAGAGAGGGAACCGCACGGGCACUGUAGUAGUUGGGUAAAGCAAGGGCACAUUGAUUAGAGUGGUACUGUAAUAGAUGUAAGCUGGUGCCAGUGGUAGUUGUUGCGGCAAUGCGCUGUUUUUUGUUGGAUGGUUCUCGUUGGGAGUUUGGUCCGGGUUUGAAAGUUGGUUGUGAGGAAGCUAAAGGAGGAAAGCGGCGAAAUGAGUAGGAGGGGAUCUUCUUUUGGCAUGGCUUUGUGGCCGUGCUAAGUUCCGUUGCGGGCGCGUUUCCACAUUGACUUUUACAGUCAACCUUACCGUUGUACCUGACAUCGUCAACAUGUCCUGUCCUGUCGGGCACUCGCAGGCGCCCGGGCCCAUGCACCCUGCGUCGCAGCGGCGGCCAGCAACCGCAAGCUUUUAGACGUGGAGAUGUGUGAGGGGAAGGUUUACUUGCAAGAGUGCAGUAGAUUUUGUGCAGUAGGACGUUUUUGACCGAGUAUUCGGCUACCUUUGUAGCAAGAUCCAAGAAAGAGUGCAUACACCCCUGCAGGGGACGGCUGGAAAGGUAGGGGAAGUUUAAGCUAGGGCGCAGCCAGUCAGUCAGUCCUCCGCCCUUGUAUAGCGGUGAGCGCACAUGCGCACAGCUGUGUCGCGUUUCCUGGCGUGCUGCUGAGCUCUAGUAACGGAAGGAAGAAUGCAUUGGUUGGGGAAGAAUAGGAAGUAUUGCUGUUGGGACAGGUCGGGAUACGCUGGUUGACGGUUUAGCAGGGGGUGCAGCGGCUUUGUGUUGCUGCUGUGCCUGCUAGUUUUCGGCCUUCCUGGACGUGUGAAUGAAGCACACUGCGCCGGAAGGUUCUCAACAGAUUGACGUGGGUGAUGUCGUAUGUCGUGCGACGCUGUGCCGUACAUUACGGCGACCGGGACCGGCAGAGAUGCACUUAGCCCAGCCCUGCGGUGUGUUGACCAAUCCUAGAUAGCUUGACGAUUAGGAGAGUGUGUGGAGAAUGGGGGCGGAACCUGGCGGAACUUUUAUAAUAUAAUACUGGUGUUCCAAGUUCAAAAUCCUCCAGCACACCACAUGCAAUUGAAAACCUAACCGUACUUAACACCAGUAAAACAUUUGCUAUCAUGCCCCUGCUGUAAUGUCCAAACACGCUGAUGCC
Messenger RNA from Astrephomene gubernaculifera, 2773 nucleotides. The record is from the annotation of a GenBank genome assembly. NCBI's taxonomy places the organism in Eukaryota, Viridiplantae, Chlorophyta, Chlorophyceae, Chlamydomonadales, Astrephomenaceae.